Molecule: messenger RNA, 7809 nt
Organism: Drosophila elegans
Lineage: Eukaryota; Metazoa; Arthropoda; Insecta; Diptera; Drosophilidae
Product: serine-rich adhesin for platelets
Exons: 8
Coding region: 831-6857 (2008 amino acids)
Source: RefSeq, a predicted model, not a curated record
CAACAAUUCCGCAGUGUUCUCUUCGGUUCGGAAUUUUUUCUCAUGUGCCUACUGUGCAAUUAAACAAUUUCGCCCGCUUACAGACAGCUGUAAGAUAAUAAGAGCACAAUUGUUAAUAACUGAACGAAAAGACGCAGCUAAUGAAUGCAGCAUUUUGAGUGUGUGUUUAUUUCAAUUGCCAAAAACCAUAAAAAACGCCGAGAAGGUCAGAAAAAUGUACACAGGCGCAUACCUGCGCCCGUGUGUGUGUGUGUGUGUGUCCGUAUGUGAACGUGUGCGUGUGAGUGCGCAGAAAGUUAUACCAGCUGUCAUCGACUGGCGUAUUUAUCAAUAAAUAACUACUGUGAUCAACAGAAAACUUCAGUUACUGGCUCCGAGCGCACAUAUUUCCGUGUUCCCGGCGAUUCCCGGACAUUAAGCAGGCGUACAAUCCUCGUGCCCGGUGUGCAGGACUCUCAGGAUUUCGCAAGAUAUACGUAAAUGCCACAGGCAGAGAUUUGAGGAUGAGGAGCUACUGACGACAGGCCUGUCAAGUGCAGCAAGAGUCCCCAGUGAUACGCAAUAGGAGGGCCAUCCACCCCGGCCCCGCUCCCGCCCCAGUUCAUAUCCACCUGGAAAUCAAGCGGAAUCCAAGCAGAAAGCCGGAUAAUCCGCAUAACCAGGCCGCAGAACACUUGCAGCCGCGGUGGCGACCACACGGCGGCUGGGCAGCUGGGAUUCCUAGGAAAGGCAACAGCAGGAGAGGCAACACAGUUUAUUCGACGCAUUCGAAUGGAAUUUGUUUGUUUCGCUAGCUCGUUGCCGCGUUGGAUGCCACCAAACGAAAAAAGAUGAACAAUGAACAAGCGCCGUCAUUAUCGGACACACCGGCGGAUCCGAUCCCUGUGGGAUCUGGAGGAGCAGCUGGCAAGCUGCCCACGAUCAUACCGGACACGCCCAUCGUCUCGAUUGCCGCUGGCACGAUGAGCGAGAGCACGACCACGACCACAGCCACCAAAACGACGCCGACGCCGAUCCCGCAGGAGCAGCUCAUCACCAUGAUGUCGGAUCAUGUGGCGCCGCUGGAUGUGGGGAUGGCCGGCCUUGAACAGGCCUCCCGCAGCCCGGAGGUCAGAGACAGCAGCCAGAGAGCUCCAGCAGUGGGUGCCAACCACGUAGCAACCAGCAGUUGCAACAGCAACAGCAGCAGAGGCAGUGACCCCAAGAAGUCAUCACCCCCAAGUAAUAGCCAUAGCUCUACUAACCACGCUGCAGCGACAGAGGCAGGAGCGGCAGGGGCAGGAGCAGGAUCAGAAGACUCAACCUUCUCGCAGGUCUUCGCCAUGCUGGCGGACUCGCCCAGUGCCGAACUGUCGCAUCCGAACCGCAGAGUCCUUCAGUAUGGAGCCACUGCUAAGGGCAAGACACAAGACGAUCAGAAUGUCGGCAAACGACAAAAGAAGAAAAAGACAAAAUACGAUGCCUGGGAGGAUAGCGACUUUAAUGAUCUCGACGACGCAUCAUUGAAGAAACUUCUUGAGGAGGCAUACUGGUAUCGAAAUCCUGGCGACAGGAAGAACAAGAGCGAGCGAUUUCUGCAAAUGCUCAAAAAGGCUGAGUACGACGAGGAGAUCUCUCAUCGUGCCAACAAAUCCGGCCUCACACUCAACCCAUCCGCACUAGCGUCCAGUGCAGCGGCAAUUGGCUCGAGCGGCGGAGGCAGCAGCAGUGCAGGGCACAACAGCAGCUACAGCUCCAGCUCCAGCAAUCACCGGUCCACGGAUCCCGGCCAGCAGCGGCACAAGCAGGGCGGCUCCCUGCAGGAUCUCGUCGAGGCGACGCACCGCAGCGAGCUGGCCACCACUUCUGCGGCGGCGGCGGCGGCUGCAGCGACGGCGGCGACAACGGCAGCAGCAACCCAACGUUUCAACUGUGAUUACCAGCUGAGUGGCCGCUCGAAUCGGCGCCAGCAGCACAACCAAAACGCCACCUCCUCCUCCGCUUCCGUCUCUGCCUCGAAGAAGAUCAAGAACUCGUACGUGUCGGGUCGUCAGCGCGAAGGAGGCAGCCUGCCCAGCAGCGUUAACUUUGAGCCGGCUGCUGCCAUGGAUGCCAAGCAGCACAAGCAGCAGGCUCAGCUCUCAGAGUCUACAUCUGGAGUUGGCUACAAGAACAAGCACCAUCAUCAUCGCAGCAGCACCGGCAGCUGCAGCAGCCUGCCCAGCCAUCUCAGCGAUCGCGAUCCGGAGGCGGCCAUCCAGUUCGACAUGGACGAUGACAAGGCGACGGGUGCCGGUGCCGGUGCCAGCACUAGCGGCGUCCAGCACGACUACCUGUUGGAGCAACUGGAGCCACAGAAUCCCUCGAUGACGUUCCUGCUCGACGCUCUUAGCGGCAAGCAGAUGCAGCCGGCGGUGGCUAGAGAGGCCAGAGAGACCGGUGCGUCGGCCGGUGCGUCGGCCGGUGGUGCCGCCAAGGAGUUCCUAAUCGACGAUCCGUUGCACUUCUCCGUUUUGGAGGCGUCCGCCAGGAGCCAGCUGCAGCUGCAGGCCCACUACCUGGCCGCCAUCACCGGACAGUUCGGGCUCGGAUUGGAGGAGCAGAAGCGCAAGGUGGAGACCGGCUACGUGUCGCUGAACGACCACUACACGGCCUGCUCCUCAGUUUACGGCGGCGGCGCUGGUUCGCCGGCUGCCAUCGAGGGCAGCAAGCCCUCGACCUCCUCCUCGACCUCGUCCGGCGGCAGUACCUGCGGCGCCCCCUCAUCCUCCUCCUCCGACGCGCUCUCCGGCGACCUGCGUCCCGCCAAGAUCGGACGCAUGGUCUCCGCCGCAGCGUCGACGGCAGCUGCAUCGAUGGGUGGCAAGGCCACUACGCGCCAGCUAGACGAGAAUGGCAAUGCAUUGAGCGACGGCUACGGAGGCAACGCAGCCAGUGGAGUCGCCACCAGCAGCAAUGGCAACCAGUUCACGGCUUUGAUAACCACAACGGUGGGAGCGAGUGCAGUGACCUCGUCGAUGCCGCACCGCCAGAACAGCGUGUCCACGCUGCUCUCCACGGGCACCAAUACGGCCACCACGGCCAUGGCAGCGGCGGCUGUGGCCGCAUCCUACAGCCAGCUGCAGCAGGCUCCCGGCGGCGGCACAGUGGGUGCUCCCGGUUCGGGCAUUGGCAUUGGCAUGGGCCUGCAGCAACAGCAGCAGCAGCAGCAGCAUCAGCAGCAGCAGCCCACCAAGCAGAAGGCAAAGAAGAAGUCGCAGCAGGAACGAAACACGACCACCGUGGAUGUGGAGUCGGUGGCCGGAUACCGGGGCAACGAUCCCGUCGAGCAGCUGGUCAAGUACAUCGAGAACGAUGUGAAUGGCGGCGGCGGUGGCGGUGGCAACGGGAACGGGAGCGGUAACAGUGCGGCGGGGCAGCGCAAGAAGGAGCGCAAGAAACAGAACAAGCUCAAGAAGAGCAACUCGCUGGAGGAGCUGCGCAGCUGCUCCAAAAUGGAGGUGGACGACCUGAAGCGCCAGUCGGCCACCACGGAGAUGAUGCGUCAGAAGAAGGGAGGCGGCGCCAACAAUGCCUCCGGAUCAUCGUCCUCGGCCGCAUCCGCAUCCUCGGCAACGAGUGGCAAGCACAACUCGUCCUCCGUGGCGGACAUAAACAAGAAUUGCAACAAGGAGCAGCAGCAGCAGCAGCAGACACAAGUGCAGGUGCGCAACAGCAGCAGCAACAGUAAUCCGGGAUCCGGAUCGCAGCAGCAACAGCAGCAGCAGCGGAAGGGAGGCGAGCGACGAUCGUGGGGCACCGAGGAGCUGCAGUACUUGGGCGAUCACCAGGAGAUGACACCAGGAGCUUGGUCGGAACCGGAGACGACUGUCGGCGGCCAGAAGCAGCUGCCACUGGCGGCCGCCCUGGCCCGCAUGUCCGAGCUGGAUGCCCUGAACACUGUGCUGUCGGAGACCGCCGAAUUCCAUGUGGUGACCAAGAAGAAGAAACCAAAGAAGCAGCGAGCCGUCACCAUGGACGAUGCGGCCGUGGCGGCUGCUGCCAGCGCUGGCGGCAAUCUGCAACGCAUGCAGCAGAUCACCAAGUCGGCCUCCUCCAAUAUGAUGUCCCAGCGGACGCACUACUACACUCCCUACGGCAGCAACAACAACAACAACAACAAGCAGCAACAGCAGCAGCAACAGCAACAACAAUAUCAGGAACAAGCGGGACAGCAGCAGCAGCACCGUCAUCAUCACCAUCAUCACCACUAUCAUCACCAUCAUGGCGGAUCGGCGGUGGCCAACCAGGUGGAUGGCUCGCGUCGCAAGUCAACCUCGUCGAUGCCGCCGUCCGAGAAGUCCGACUCCAGUGAUCUCGACUCGGUCCACUCGCUGCCCAUCCAGACGGGCAAGAAGAAGAGCCUGGGCGGCGGCAGCGGCGGCGGCGGCAGCAACAACAACAAGCAGCGCGCUGCCCAGGCUGCCAGUCAGCGAAGCCAGGCCAAGCAGCAGCAGCAGCAGCAGCAGAACAUCAACUCCCCAGCACCCAUUUCGUAUGCGGAUAUUGCGAGGAACAAGCAGGAGGCCCUUAACAAUGCCAUCGCCAGCGACACGGAGUUGGAGCUGGGCGACAAGUUUCAGGCUUCCAAGGGUGGCGGCAAGUCCAAGGCGCGGCCCGACUUUCCAGAGCUGCCAGGUGCGGCAGCAGCAGCAGCAACAGCCACACCAGCGUCUGCAGGUGGAAGCAUGACGACCUCACAGGUGGCACAGGCUAGCAACCAAAACACGGCGCCGUCCUCGUCCAGUUCGAUCAGCUACUCACAGAGCCUGAAUGCCACGCCCGCCAGCAGCAGCAGCGAUGCGGAGUCCACCAACUCGCCGGAGCUGCAGCUGCAGGAGGCCACACCCAUCCCAAUGGCGGCCACGAGCAGCAGCAGCAGCAGCAGUUUUGCCGCCAGCAGCACAUCAUCCACAGCCAUGGGCACAUCCACCUCCAUCUCCACGCCGCCGGCACUGCAAAAGUCGAAGAGCGUGGAGCACGAUGCCAGCUACAGCUGCAACAGCAGCAACCUGGACCAGCAGUAUCCGGCGCUGGAGAAGACCGUCAAGCGGCACAGCACCAGCAAUGUGUCGGUGGCCGCUGCCGCCUCGUCCACUACCACGUCGACGGCCUCGUUGUACAAUUUUGCAGCAGCAGCCAAGCAGCAGCUGGCGGAGAAGGCUUCAUCCUCAUCCUCCGCAGCAGCAACAGCAGCAACAACUACCUCAGCAACAGCAACAGCUCAAACUGCAGCCACAGUUCCUGGUUCGUCCGCAUCCACAGCUCCAGCCACAGCACAGGCUUCAACUUCGACUACAUCUCCUGCUUUAGCCCUGGCCUCGCUUAAGGCCAAGACCAAGCCAAAGGAGCUAUCUCCUAGCAGCAGCAACAGCAGCAACAACAGCAGCAGCAACAGCAGCGGCGGCAGCAAGAAGCCAGCGGCGAAGCCUAGUCAAGAGGAGUCCAUCACGCCCAAGACGACGACCACCACGCAAAAGACCACGGCUGCCACGCAGACCGAGGGAGUCAAGAAGCUGAUUGGGGGCAUCCACAAGCUGGCCACCAGCAGCAGCAGCAGCAGCAGCAGUAGCUGCAUUGCCAAGGGAGCCGGCGCUGUUUUGGAGGCCACCGGCGGCAGACGCGCUGUGAUCAUAUUGAACGAUGAUCGCGAAGCGGGCAGGAGCGCCAACAAUGAGUUCAUCUUUGGCGACUUCAACGAGGACGAACUGAAGCUCUUCGACGACAAUUUAGAAGACGACCAUGAAGAUGCCGAUCAGCAGCAGCAGCAGGAGGAGGAGGAGCAAGAGGAGCAGGAGGACCAGGAGGACCAUCACAAGCAGGCCUCGAAUAAGCAUCAGCAGACGGAGGCGGCCGAAUCGGAUGCGGGCCAAGAUGAAAUCGAAGACCCAGACAGCGAGGUGGAGAAUCAAGGCAAGCGAUCGGCGAUCAAGAGACAGGAGCAGGAUGUGAGCGGCAGCAGUAAUCAGCAGCUGAACGAUUCCGGGACCGCUUCCGAUGCGGUCAACAGCUCGACCAGCCUGGACAUGCUCUCCAUUUCGGCGGAGGCGGCACAGUCGUCACCGAACGCAACCGGGACAACGGCCAACUCGUCGAGCGCCGCCAGUCUAAUUAACAACUCGUCCACGCCAUCCGGUUCAUCGUCGUCCGCCUCGGCGAGCACCUCGACCUCAUCGUCCUCCGUCUCCAUAUCGUCCUCUUCGGGCGGAAACAGCAAUGGCAAUGGCAAUGGCAAUGGAAACGGAGCCACCUGUCUGGCCUCCAUUUCGGGUAUGCUCGGGGGAGUGGCCAAUCAGUCGGGGGACGACAGCGGCAUCUAUGCGGCCGCCAACACGUCCAUCAGGGAGCACGUCAACAACUUCCUCACCAAGGCCAGCAUCAGCGAGGAGGCGCCAGCCAUAUCGAUGCAGCAGCUGGAGACGUGCAACGACAUCGAGGCAGCCAUCAUAGCCGCCGCCCGUGCCGCCGCCGCUGCGCGAAGCGCCAGCUGCAGUCGCAGCAACUCGCAGGAGCAGCAGGAGCUGCUGCCGCUGGCCAAGACGACCAAGACGAAUCCCAAUGCGGAGCCAAAGGUGGCAAUGCCCGUGUUCAUGGCCUACAACGACGAUGACGAGGAGGACGACGAGAGCCUGCAGGAGCUGAGCUUCAUGGCCGACCUCAAGGCGGACGCUGGCACGACGCCCGCGGAGGCGGAGGAGAUCACAGUGCUGCCCUCCGCCCAGCCCUCGCGUCCGGCGAUGAUGACCAACACGGAACUGAUUGUCGACUAUAUCGCCAACACCUGGAAUGCCAUUGCCAAUAGCAAGUAUGUCACCUACUAUACCGAGCAGGAGACCUAGGAAUCUAGGAACUUAGGAACCUAGGAACCAACCGAGUCAGUUCAGUUCAGCAAUCGCUGAAGCAUCAGCGACAUGCCAGCAACACCAUCAGCAACAGUAACACCAGCAACAUCAGCAACAUCAACAACACCAGCAACAUCAGUAACAUCAGCAACACCAGCAACACCAACAGCAACAGCAACGUCAGCAAUAUCGAUAGCAAUUUAACGAGAGCAUCGAACAUUGGCUGAAAGCUGAAGUGGAGUGGAGUGGAGUGGAGUUUAGUUCGAAUUGCAUGUUCUGAUGUUUAUAUAUUCUUCUUUUUUUUUUACUUUGUGCUGGGCCAUCUCGUUUAUGCAUACACUAUAAAUAAUUGCUAUAACAAUACGCUUUUAUGCUAAUUAAUGUUACGAAUGUAAACGAAUCGAUAGCUUAACUAUUGAUUACAAUUUCGAGUGCGAGGGCAGAAGUUGUAGGGAACAGAGCUGUCCGAUAUGAGGUAUUGGGAAGUAUGAGAUCUAAUUAGAUGCAUGUCAAGGAUGUAGGGGCGUGGUUCCGGUUCAGCCAGCCUAAUCGGUAAUCCAUCGCCUGGAGAGGAUAAAAACAAAAAACGAAAAAAAAACAUAAAAACACAAAAAAAAACACACGGGGGACUUUGAACAAUAACGAGAAGAAAAAACCCUCGAUCCGUUCGUACAGCUGUGAAUAAGUUGGAAAACAUAACUAAGAAAGUGAACUUAAGAGAGAAAGUAAUCGGAAUUAGAGGAUAUUUAUUUAACGUUAGUUAACAGCGAUUUAAACGUUUCUUCGCCACGAGAUGCGAUGCAUAGUGAUGUUCAAUCAAGCAUUUUGAUCUGCUUUUGUUAAUUUACAACCUUCUGGCUCCUUAAAACGCAACGUUUUACCAUUACUAUUACCAUUUACUAUUUACUAUAUACUAUUACUCUACAUUAAAUAUAAUUACUAUUAUUAC